AUGCUCAGAAAAAUCCUCAAGCCGAACGCAGCAAAAGCACUGCGAGAUUCGGACAUGACCCAAGAAACAUUCCAAGCUCCGCGGGCCAUGAGUUCGCUGAGAAGCAUUGCGAGACACCCCAGCAUCUGCCUGAUCGAUUCCUCCACCACCCUCCGAGAGCUCCUGCAAAUCCACGCCCACCUCCUCCUCAACGGCCUCCUUAACGAGCCCCAGUUCUUGGGCCAAUUCGUGGCCGCCGUCGCCCUCAGGAACCCCGAGAACCUCGAGCACUCCAGCCGGGUCCUCGACCGAUGCGAGAACCCGACCCUGUUCAGCUUGAAUUCCAUGAUCAGGGUCCACUCCAAGAGCCCGACCCCGCAGAAGAGCUUCCGCUACUACAACAGGAUCCGGCAUUGCGGCUUGUCGCCGGACAAUUACACUUUCAAUUUCUUGGUCUGCGCGUGCGCGCAGCUUCCGGCGUGCGGCGUGGGGGAAUCGGUGCACGGUGCUCUGGUGAGACAUGGGUUCGAGGGCGACCCGCAUGUUCAGAGUGGGUUGAUUAAUAUGUACGCGGAGAUGGGUAGUUUGGAAUCGUGUCGUAGGGUGUUUGGAGGGAUUCUUGAUCGUGACGUGGUGUGUCAGACGGCAAUGCUGAGCGCUUCCGCCAAGUAUGGUGAUGUCGUGUUCGCUAAGCAGCUGUUUGACGAAAUGCCCGAGAGAGAUACUGUUGCUUGGAAUGCGAUGAUUGCAGGGUAUGCCCAGUGUGGGGAAUCGAGGGAGGCCUUGAAUUUGUUCCAUGAGAUGCAACUGGAAGGUGUGAAGGUCAAUGAGCCUUCUAUGGUUCCGGUUCUAUCUGCGUGCACUCAAUUAGGUGCACUGGAUCAAGGGAGGUGGGCUCAUGCAUAUAUUGAAAAGAGCAGGCUUCGGAUAACGUUGACAUUAGGAACUGCAUUGAUUGAUAUGUAUGCCAAAUGCGGUGACAUGGAUAAGGCCAUGGAGGUCUUCUGGGGGGUGACAGAAAGGAACGUUUACACAUGGAGUUCUGCCAUGAAUGGACUGGCCAUGAAUGGAGCUGGCACGGAAUGUCUCGAGCUUUUCUCGCUCAUGAAGAAAGACGGGGUUCUCCCGAAUGAAGUUACGUUUGUGUCGGUAUUGAGAGGCUGCAGUGUAGUUGGACUAGUCGAGGAAGGCUGUAAGCAUUUUGCCUCAAUGACCAAGUUGUAUGGAAUCCAGCCUGAACUGGAGCAUUAUGGCUGCAUGGUUGAUUUGUAUGGCCGAGCUGGCCGUUUAAAUGAAGCGUUAAAUUUCAUCAAUGACAUGCCGGUGGAGCCUCAUGCCGGCGCUUGGGGAGCUUUACUAAAUGCAUGUAAAAUUCACAAGAAUAUGGAAAUAGGUGAGCUUGCCUCAAGAAAGAUGGUGGAGCUUGAAGCAAAGAGUCACGGUGCCUACGUGCUUUUGUCCAAUAUCUAUGCUGAUAACAAAAGCUGGGAAGAUGUAAGCCAUGUGCGGCAGGUAAUGAAGUCCAGAGGCGUGAAGAAGCUUCCGGGCUGCAGUGUUGUAGAAGUUGAUGGUGAAGUUCAUGAGUUCUUUGUUGGAGAUAACCCCCACCAAAUGUAUAACGAAAUUAAAGUGAUGUUGGGUGAGAUCUUCAGGAGGCUGAGAUUAUCAGGGUACAUGGCCAACACGAACCCCGUUUUGUUCGAUAUAGAAGAAGAAGAGAAAGAGAAUGCUCUGGCUCUACACAGUGAGAAGAUUGCCACUGCAUUUGGUUUGAUCAGAUUGAAGAAAGACGUUCCUAUAAGAAUUGUUAAAAACCUUAGGAUCUGUUGGGAUUGUCAUGAUUUUAUGAAAAUUGUUUCUCGAACUUUUGAUAGGGAAAUUGUUGUGAGGGACAAUAAUAGGUUUCACCAUUUCAAAGGUGGUGGGUGCUCUUGCAGGGAUUAUUGGUGACAAUAUACAGUUCAGUUGUGCAAUUAUUAUUGACAGUGUAUCUUCUCAUGCAUUGUUUAUCCAUGAAUCCAAAGCCAAACGUCGAGAGCUUUUUACUGACAAAUCAUGAACCCAUAUCAGUCUGUUCUAUUUUCACAUAUCCUGCCACAUGAAUUUGCAAACAAAAGACUAUUCUUUUGUCCUUGACCUCAGGGGCUAUUGACCCAGUAAAUCAGGUGAAGGCUGCCGAUUGAGUUUCACUUUGAAAGCCAAUGGCUACAUUGAGCAAUUCUAGUCUUGUAGAUUAUGAAGCAGAGAACAAGAACAAUAUGAUCAGGGAGUCAACAAAAACCACAUGGAUGAACCCUGAUAACCGCUGUUCAAUGUCCAAUACCAAAGCUUAGCAAGAAUGAAUUUAAUUUCUGCAGUGUAAUUGGUGUGUUUUACGCAACCUUGACGCCGACAUCUCCAACAGUGGGAAGGGGAAAAUGGACAAGCUUUUGGCUUGACGCUUUGGUGCAUGUAUAUGCCUCUCAUAGAUCGUUUCCUGGACCUUUUAUUAUUUCUAGGAGCAAGGAGGCCCUUGUGUUUGAAUGUUAUUGGUCCAUUGAUGGGAGAAUCACUAG
Messenger RNA from Syzygium oleosum, 2534 nucleotides. Its product is annotated as putative pentatricopeptide repeat-containing protein At5g40405. Gene Ontology annotation, biological process: RNA modification. The record is from RefSeq and is a predicted model, not a curated record. NCBI's taxonomy places the organism in Eukaryota, Viridiplantae, Streptophyta, Magnoliopsida, Myrtales, Myrtaceae. Gene Ontology annotation, molecular function: protein binding; zinc ion binding; RNA binding. The coding region runs from base 1 to 1929 and encodes 642 amino acids. The transcript has a single exon.